Messenger RNA from Serinus canaria (Common canary), 2223 nucleotides. RefSeq names its product protein CCSMST1. The record is from RefSeq and is a predicted model, not a curated record. The transcript is spliced from 2 exons. The coding region runs from base 608 to 976 and encodes 122 amino acids. Lineage: Eukaryota; Metazoa; Chordata; Aves; Passeriformes; Fringillidae.
ACGAACUUAAAGAUUCGCUGUGCCUAGUCCCAGGUUUUGCUAUUUUUAUUGAUCAAGUGUGGUAGAAGUUGGAGUGAAUACAAACCAGCUCAAGACCAGUGUGCAAGGUGUUUUAAGAAAGGUACUAAAUACAAUAUUAAGAACGUGCUAUUUCAUCUAUAUGCUAAAAAGUUUUCUGGACAGACUUUAGCAGAAAAAUAAACGGGUUUUUUUGCCACAGCAGUGCACACCACACCACUCCACCGACUCGAGGUCAAAGGUCGAUGGCGUCUUUGGCUGUCAGGUUAAAUGGAAGUUGGUCAGAAUCUGACAGAAAGGUACAAUGAAAUCACUGAGUUGUUACAAAAGCAUAGUUGUGUUGAGGUAAUACCCGGCAAUUCUCUGUACGUAAAACGGAAUAAAAUGGACUCCUCCAACACAAACUGUGGAAGCAUCACUGUAGCCGUCGGUGAACGCCGGCUGCGGUCACUGUGCCGCCUCCUGUGGUUCGGGACCCCCUCAGCCCGGCGUCCAGUCGGCCUUGCUCUCAACGGCGGCAGCUGCGUCGAGCCGCGGCCCAACCCACCGAGCCCUCGCCCUUUCCGCUUCCUCUCACGUAAAGCGCGGGAUGAUCCUGGCACUGGCUCGCUGGCGGGCGCGGCGAGCCCCGUGUCUGCCCGGGCCUCGGCGGGGGCUGUCACGUCGGCGGAACCCGGAGGGUGCGGCGGGCGCGGAUCCGGGGCCCAUUCCCUUCUCCGGCAGCAAGGCCAGUCCGCGGGUUUGGAGCGUUAGCCGGUCGAUGGGGAGCGACCACGAGAGGCCGUCGGUGAAGGUGCUGCCUCUUAGUGUGCUCGGCACAGGGCUGUUGUUAUGGUGUGCGUUCAGAGAGAAAAGGGAGACUGACGAGCGACUGGAAGCGGUUCUCUUCGGCCAGAUCGUGGACUCAGAUACGGCCCAGGAAAGCAAUGCUCCUCUUCAGCUGCUGAAAGAGAAUUGAGGACUGACCUGAGGGAGCUGACAAAAGUUUGCUGGCAUUCACCUGUACUGGCACUGUAAUGAAAAAAACUUGUUUUUCUAGUUUUUCGGCAGCCUCAUCUUGCAAGUUUGAUUUCUUCGUGCUGUUUUCUGUGCCGGUCUUGUCUUAGUAAUUUACACUGGUAGGAAACGGUGAAGUUUCUGGAUUGCGCAGGUAGGGAUGAACAGGAUGUAUUGCAAAUCCAGUUGAACUUGAAGCUAAAUUUUAUGCAACCCGUCAUUUUUCUGGGGAUCAUUUUCCUUAGCAGAUUGUUGUAUUAAAAAAUACCUAAUGUGAUUGUCUGUGAAAGUGCUGCUUAAGGUGCCUUUCAUUUCACAUUUUGGUAGUUACAGACUAUGUUCUGUUUAUAUUGAAGACAGCUGUAAAGGAAUGAUUAAUUACUAUGCAAUUAUGUUCCGAAUUUCUUCUUUUUGUGUGUAAUUCUCCUCAUUAAUGUAGAAAUUGCCUUCAAGGGUGCAUUCUUUCUGGACUAGAGCUUUCUAGGCUUGCUUGAUUUAGAUGGUCAAUACUGGCAGGAGAGUAUUUUGCCCAAAAUCUAAAUGUUUGGCUUGCGUUAUAUUGGGGAUGUCUCAUUGAACGAUACAGUACCUAGGCUUUUUGUGCAGAUUCAUAGAUAUUCAAGCUUGCACUCUCUGGAAACUUUUCUUGGAGAGGAGAAAUGUAAAAUACUAACGUGACUUUGUUGCCUUCAAAAUUAGAGGCUUUUUUAAGUUCUCAAAUGUAAAAAUGGAAAAUCAGGUUUAUAUCAUGAAAAUUGCUAAUUAAAGCCCCAACGCCAACAAAGAUGAUAGUACCUAUUAAGAUAGGCUGAAGCUAUGGAGAAAUGGGGGGGCAGCAUCACAUUUGUGUAAUACCACCUAUUAGUCUGAACAACAUGCACUACUGUGGCUUUUGAUUUUGCUGUAGAGUCUCUUAACCACAUGAUGCCGCAUUUGAUUUGGUACUGUCACAAGGUUUAAUCUUGGUAUUCAGCUUUUACUACAGUAGAAUGUUGCAAGUGAGAUGCAUGGGGACAUCCUGGUGAAUGAGUGAAAGAAUAAUCCUGGUUUGGGUUUUUUGGCUUUUUUGGCUUUUUUUCUUUCUUGGGUUUUUUGGUGCUCGGGUGUAACGUCUGUUGCUUCUGACUAGCUUUCUUGCACGAUAUUCUGUGGAAACAAUGAAUUGCUUUGUUUAAGGAAAUACAGAGCUCCCCUCCAUGUGUGUUUAUA